AUGGGAGCCCGCGACGCAGAGGUCGGGGAAUUGUUGUCUUGCCAGCCGGGGGACAGAAUCCUUGACUGGUACUCGGACGACAGUAUGUGGCACGAGCGGAUCUUGGUGUGGAAGGGGCACUCAGAGCAUGGGUGUUACAUCUUGACACCAGACUUGGAUAUGUAUGAGCAGGACUACUCUCUCACCGGGGGUGAUGGUCCGAGCAAAUUUAAGAUUAAGGGUCGCCAGGUACAGUACUACUCUCGCAUGAAUGCACCCGUCUACCGCUUCGCGACGGAUCCCACCGAGGGUGAGAUGAAGUCCUACAUCGAGGCGGCCCUGGACGAACUGGGGUAUGACGAGGUGCCAAUCUCCGGCUGGAGGCCGAAAGAAGUAAAGAUCUCCAGGCAUGUGGCUGCUACCUCUUUGCUGCUCGGAAGGAGGUUUGUACCAAGGCGUGUUACCCGUGGUCUGGGGGUAACUGACCCUCCUGCUGGCACAGCAAACCUCGCGGUCGCUUCUUCCGAGAUGGGCGUGAAGGACAUGCUCCGCCCCUGUUGUGAAGCUCCAGAUGGGAAAGUGUGGCUCUCAGCCGAGAACUUUGCCGGGAAGGUGGUCGGGGAAGAGGUCCACGUCGACAUCUCCCGCGACUACAUGAUUGGCGAAACAACCGGCCUGGUCAGGGUUGAUGGGGGGAGAUGGCUCAAAGUUGAGUUGGUAGAUGUGGCAGCUGCCCCAUCCUUCAAAGCAGCCCGGUCCGGGGUCGCAGUCGCGCCAGCCUUGCAGGGCCCUAAGCCAGCUCCUAAGGAGGAAACGGGCGCUGAGGAGGACGCUGGAGACGCCCGCACCCUCUUCGUUGACUUUGACUCUCAAAGAAUUCGGUACAAGAGCUGGAAAGCGGUCACACAAGAGGCCAGGGAGUACUCGUACAGUGACUGGCCGCAUGAGGGCCCUGCCAGCGCCUUGCACCUCAUCAAGGCGAUGGAGCGUCAGGGAGGCGAUCCCAAGCUCUGGCUGGAGGGAUGGUGCCGCAUGCGGGGCAUUGCAGAGCAGGACCGCGUUAAGCACGAGAUGAGAUGCCUCGUAGAGAUCUUAUGGUAUGCCGGAACAUUUGAUCAACUAAAUGUUCCGGUGUUAGCUUCGAUGGAAACAGCUGCCAGACGGAUACAGGCGGUCGUGGACGCCUACUCUGUCCCAGGUUCUUCGCCUGACUGGGGAAACGCCAGAGCCUUUACCAACUACAAAGGACCUGAUGACGUCAUCAUGCCACAGCUCCGUACAUAUGCUGCCCGCAGAGGCAAGGAAGAGGUCGACCUGCACAAUGCGCGUUCUCGCAUGAAGGAUCUCAGGAAGCCGACCUUGCCCUCGGACGAGGCAGCAGAGGCAGUUGCCGAUGGCAACCUCCCUUCCGGCGCCAAAGCCAAGGCCAAGACGCGCUCUGGCCGUCGGCUGGAGGCGCCGAAGGCAAGGAAGUCACGAAUUCGCUUCGAGCUGCGGGAAAUGGUCGCAGCGCUGAAUUGGAUGCAUACUGGCUCGUUUUCUUUAGAGUCUUUACCAGGCUCUCCCAGUUGGCGAACUGACCCCUUUGUGGAACAGAGACUGGGGAAGCUGGUUUCUUAUGCAGGGCGGUUGGGCACGAUGUCCCGGCCUCCCUCUGGCGAGGCAGCCCUGCGGGAGCUGCUCGCGGGGAACGAUGAGUACAACCUCCCCAGUUCCCCGAUCGGCCUUGCGCCCUACAACCUCGAGCUCAUCAGCCUUCCGGAUGACUUGGCCCAGGCGCCAGCGGCUCUGGACCUUCUGGGGGAUGAUGACCGUCGAUAUCUGUUGGAGCAGGAGCGCAUGAUGAAGCCAGGACCUCUGGAAGGGAAGGGUUUCAGUUCUCCAUACUGGGACCCGGCCCUGAAGAAUUCACCCAAGCAUUAUAGGCAGUUCAUACAGAAGCUGGACAGUAUCAAAUACCUCAACUAUACCCUCCAUCCGGUUGCGCACGCGGGGAUGUUUUUCGUGUACAAGUCGGAUGGACGCCGGCUCAGGCUCAUCGUGGACGCCCGUCCUGCGAACGAGCUCUUCCGGGACCCACCAGGCGUCAGCCUUUCCACGGCUGAGACCUUCUCGAGAUUUCAGUAUGUUCCUACAGACCUGAAGGAAUACAUCGAGCAGUCUUCGCAGCGCAAGGCCGGGGUGUCUUUCGGGCUGUCAGACAUCCGAGAUUGUUUUCACCGCAUCCGUCAACCAGCCUGGCUCUCUAAACACUUUUGCCUUCUCCCGAUCAAGGCGAAGUAUGUCGGGCUCUCCGGGGCUGUGCUGGAGGGCGUGAGGUUGGAGCCCGAUUCCAUGGUCUUUCCUAUGCCGGGCUCGUUGUGCAUGGGGUUCUCGUGGUCACUCUAUUUUGCGCAGCGAAUAAGUGAACAACUCAUGCGCCAGGUGCCGGCUCUUGCUGGGAGCCAUCUGGCCAGUGAUCGUGGCGCCCCAGUCUCAUUUUCUGAUGGAGAUCCUGAGCGCACUCACCAUUACGUUUAUGUAGACAAUCUGGGGGUCAUGUCAUUGUCAGAGGAGAAAGUCGCUGCAGGGCUAGAUCAGCUUACGAAGGUCUUCAAUGACAAGGGGCUCCUGUUGCAUGGGGGCGAAGUAGGCCAGGAAUCCGUCCGGGCCUUGGGGGUUGAGUUGAACGGGGCCUCCCUCACCACGACUUUGACUCCCGAGCGCUUCCAUCGAGUGCGGGCAGGUCUCCGCGCUCUUCUUCGUCGAGGGCGAUGCUCAGGCCGUGCACUUGAAAGGGUAGUUGGACACUGCACUUAUUGCGGACUCCUGAAUCGGGGUACCUUGUCAGUCUUUCAUGCCGUCUACAAGUUCAUACAGAAGCACUACGAGCAGAGUGCGGCACUUUGGCCCUCUGUGAAAGUGGAGAUAAGGGUGUUUGCUGGCUUGAUGAGCUUCCUUGUGUGUGACUGGACGAGGCCAUGGUCCGAGGUCGUCUACGCCUCAGACGCCAGUGAAGAAGGCUUCGGAGUUUGCAGUGCGCGUUGGAACGCACUCGAGGCAAAGAAUGCUGGCGACGUCAAGGAAAGAUCGAGGUUCAGGCGAUCGGGGGGCCACAACGCCAGAGAGAGCGCUCUGUCUUCUGCAGGCUUUGUAAAAGAUGGUGUCACCGGUCAAUGGCGGGCAGGUGAGAUGCGAUCAGAGGAGUACCUCAAUGCAGCAGGCUGGGAGAUUGAUGAUUCCUUCCCAGAAAUCUCGGGUGCGCUCCUCUCCAAAAGUGCUUGGGACAUCGCUCAGGCUGGAGAAUGGAGCCGACCUGAACACAUCGUACAUCUUGAAGCCAGGGCCUUGGUGAAGAGCUUUGAGAUCUCAGUUGAGAAGGGUGGACAUGGGCGGUAUAGACAACUGCUCCUUUCAGACAGCAUGAGCGCAGUUUUGGCCUUCGAGAGGGGAAGAGCUCGAAACUUUCGCAUCCUUCGACAUAUCAGGAGACUUUACGCUACAGCUUUGCUCUAUGAUGUUGAUGUGCACUUUCGGUGGAUACCGAGCGAACUUAACCCCGCAGAUGGUCCUAGCCGACUGGCCUCGAAGGUGGAAAGCAAGUCCUUGUUGAGUCAGCUGCCGUUGGCGUCGUUUCAUGGCGCCCAACGCGCCUGGGACGAAGAGGGUUCGGACCCUGCUGCCCGAGACCUCGCCCCGAGGACCAGCAAAACACUACCCAAACAGGACUUGGUCGAAGAACUUCGCAGCAAGAACUUGCCGGGCGUUGUCGACCUCGGCAGCGUGGGCGAGCGGCGCGUCCUGCGGGUGACCAAGGGCGAUGUGGACCAGAACGACAGUUCCAGCAGUACUUCAGAACCAGUGGAGUCCAAGAAACAGACCCGACUUUUGGCCCGGAGGUCAAGGAGGCGAGUGAGGAAGUAUGUGACAGAGCUGAUGGAAGCAGCCGACCAGGGUCUGAGCCUUCUGGAGAAGAAGGCCGUGACUGCCAAGACGGAGGCCUACUACACGAAGGAGUACGACCUGUUUUUGCUUGCGGCAACGGCGGGCGCCAAGAAAAGGGCGAGUUUCCUGGUGGCCAACCCUGUCUUGCUGGACGGUGUAGCGCACAGGGGCGACAAGGUGCUGGCGGCCAUUAUGCACCGCCACCCGGCCUUUGGCCGCUUGGGUUCGCUGAAGUUGCCCCGAGCAUGGCGGAGCCUCAAAGGUUGGCGUCGCCUGGCACCAGGGCAAUCCCGGCUGGCCUUUCCACUGGCGGUAUGGGCGGCGCUGGCGUGCGAGAUCAAGAGAUUGGGCCAUCCACGCAUGGCAGUCUUCCUUCUCGUCGGCCUCAGCUCCUACGCCAGGCCGAGCGAGCUUUUGAGAUGCCUGGUCGCCUGUCUGGUUCCGCCGGCCGCUCAAGUGGCAGCGUCCUGGAGUUUGGUUCUCAACCCAGAAGAGGAGGGGGUGCCGUCCAAAGUGGGCACGUACGACGAGAGUGUAGAGUUAGACUCUCCUUGGCUGCAGCCUUGGGGCCCCCGGGUCUUCCGGGCCCUUACAGCUCAAGAUGCUGCGACGCGACUCUGGGACUUCCAGUACUCAGACUUUGUGACUGUCUUCGACUUGGCCGCCAACCAUAUCCAGGUUCCAGUGAUGCCGUACCAGUGGAGACAUUCCGGUCCCUCUAUCGACGUCAGCCGAAAGUUGCGAAAUCUUGUCGAGGUGCAGAAACGCGGAAGAUGGAAGCGACUGGCCAAUGUGGCCCGGUACGAGCGCAGCGGACGGCUCGCAAUGAACUUCAAUGCUCUGCCGACUGCUGUUCAGGGAUUCUUCGUGAUCGACCUCUUCUCCGGGACCGGAGGCGUGGCAAAGUCCGUGCGUCGCCUCGGCUUCGCAGCCAAAGAAUGGGACUUGCAAUUUGGCCCACAGUUUGACCUCACUCAGCCUUCUGCCCUAAAGAAGCUCAAGCAUUUUAUCCGCUCCGGAUAUGUGCUGGCGGCUAUGUUAGCGCCACCCUGCACUAGUUUUUCAGUUGCUCGAGAUCGCACAAAACAGCUUCGCUCGUGGGACAAACCGUGGGGGAUCUGGGACAUUGAGCUUUCUGAGAAGGAGCGGGACAGUCUGCUAGCUGGGAACAGGUGUUGUAGGGCAGCCUUGCACAUCAUCAAAUGGCUGGAUGAGUUGCGCUUGCCUUGGAUACUUGAACACCCGAGGUCUUCAAGGUGCUGGAUCCUGCCAGAGAUCCUUCGGAUCGCAAACGCGCCCCACACACAACUGAUUCAUACUGAUUUCUGCCAAUGGGGUAAGCCCUGGAAGAAACCCACCACUCUGCUGGCAGGUCAUGUUGAUGCGCUGGAUGCUGCUCGUCUUCAGCGGCAAUGCUCAGGUUGUGGUGGGCUUUGCUCCCGCACUCACAAGCGGCACUUCCAACUCACAGGCAGUGGCCCUCAUGCAGUACCUUGGACACGCCUCGCGCAACCUUACCCGAAAGACCUAUGUGACCAGCUUGCUUGGGUCCUCACUGCGCCCUACCACGUGUCGGAUGAUGCGGAUGUCGAUUCCUCGAUCGCUGUGUUUCGCCGUUUUGUAGUGUUUGCCACUUUCAUGCUUGAGGACAUCGACCUUUUCGGGGAGGACGUUUGCUUCCGAAUAUGCUUAUCUUUUCACUUAUUUGUUUUACUCUUCUUGUUAUCUUUUCAGGAGCUCAAUGUGCCGGCCGAGUUGGCGAACGCCCCGCCGACUCAGGAGCAGCUGGCAUACUUCGAUGUCGGCGAAGAAGAGGAGGACAUCGACCUUUUCGGGGAGGAACUGCCCUCGGGCAGCGGCGACGCACCUGUCCUGGUCCCGCGGCGCUCCGUCUUCGACUCCGACGAGGAGCUCUACCCCGAGCUGCGGGGCCAGGACGGUGGUGGCGAGGGCCGCGUACAAUACGGACAGGUUGCCCUGUGGCCUCUGCGCCAGGUGCGAGCUCCAGCGGGUCAGAGGCUGGCUCCUUGGACGUUUCUAUCCUUCGCUUACAGCAUCUUCCUUCUCCUCUUCUUCGACAUCCUGUCCCUGCAGGUCCUUAUCCCUGCGGAUGAUAAGGAGUCAGAGGAGUGGCUUCUGAGAGUUUGUAUCAAUGGUUGGUUCGAGGACUUCUGGCGGCAGCUGGGGCUCGACGACAACGCGGAGGAGGAGGCUGUAAGUGCCGGUUGCUGUUUCUGUUUCCCUGCUGGCAGGGGAAGCAUGGACACGAGCCAGCUCCCCUGUGGCAUCUGUGCGCGCUGCCAGAUCGCGUGGAUGCGAGGUUCCGACCAGCGGAGCAAACGGUGCCUAGCACCCAUGCCGCGGAACAGAGUGACCAUGCAGCUUCGUAAUUCGCAGCUACGGGAGCGGAGAGCCGUCCCCGCUCGGGCAAAGGCCGCGGUGAAAGCCAAAGCCAAGUACAUGUUCAUCCGCCCCAAUGAACGUGUACUUCAGUUUGCGGGGCAUCAUUUCGUGUAUCAGCCCCCUCUCCAGAGGGAGGAGAACGAGGAUGAGGACGAGGAUCGUGAGGAUCCUGAUGCUUCGACCGAGGUCCCCGACCGAGCCCGGGAUCUUCUCGCGGAGCUCACGACCGCCUCGCAGCCCCAACUGGUAUUGGCCCAGGGCGAGGCAGAGAUGAAGGUAGAGGCGGCGGCGGAGGAGGAGGAGGAGAUCGAGGCCGAAGACGCCACAGAGGACCUCUGUCCCACGUCUGCAGAUGCUCCAGCAGAGGAUGCCGAAAGCGCGGCGGAGAACUUACGUCCGCUCUCCGCAGAACCUCCUGCUGAGGCCGAAGACGCCACAGAGGACCUCUGUCCCACGUCUGCAGAUGCUCCAGCUGAAAGCAAUGAUGUGGAGGAUGCCGAAAGCGCGGCGGAGAACUUACGUCCGCUCUCCGCAGAACCUCCUGCUGAGGCCGAAGACGCCACAGAGGACCUCUGUCCCACGUCUGCAGAUGCUCCAGCAGAGGAUGCCGAAAGCGCGGCGGAGAACUUACGUCCGCUCUCCGCAGAACCUCCUGCUGAGGCCGAAGACGCCGCAGAGGGCCUCUGUCCCACGUCUGCAGAUGCUCCAGCAGAGGAUGCCGAAAGCGCGGUGGAGAACUUACGUCCGCUCUCCGCAGAACCUCCUGCUGAGGCCGAAGACGCCACAGAGGACCUCUGUCCCACGUCUGCAGAUGCUCCAGCAGAGGAUGCCGAAAGCGCGGUGGAGAACUUACGUCCGCUCUCCGCAGAACCUCCUGCUGAGGAGGGUGAUCUUCAGCCGGCGCGCGCCACCUCCCCCGAGGAAGCCGGGGAGUCGGAGACCGAGUCGGACUCCGACAGCUCCAGCUCCGAGGCAUCGACCUCCGACUCCGAGGAGGAGUCAGAGGAGGACUCAGAUUCCGACAGCUCGCAGGCGGAGGAGGAGGCGGAAGCAGACGCCCUCGAGCCACAUGACGAGGAAGCACCCGAAGACGAGGUGAUCAACGGGAGGCUGACCCCAAUCGAUGAAGGCUGCGCCACACCCUUGGAGCUAGACGAGCUGGAGGAGCUGGAGGAGCCGGAGCUGUCGGAGCUCUCGGCCACGGCAAUCUGGCGAAACAAAAUCCUCGGCCGGCCCUCUCCGCGAGAUGAAAGGCCUGUAGCAGAGCCUACACCUGAAAGUCCGGAGAGGCUUCACAAGAUCCCUCCUCCCGCAGCCAUGGUGCACAGCAGGCCCUUCCUCGAGCCGCCAACUGCGGCCCAUGCCUUGGCGUCGCUCCGCGUCAGCGCGAAGGCGCUGGCGAAAGAGAAGCUGCAGAUGCUUCAGCGACAGCGUGCUGAGGGGAUCCUCUAUGCAAGAAUGGAGGCCCCAUCAAGCAUGCCGCUUCCUCAAGUGAAGUCCAACAAAGCCCGGCUGGUGCCCCUGGACGGCGCGUGGGAGCAGACGGCAGUGGGCCGAUCCCUUGCCAAAGCGCUACCGCUCGCUCCGCUGCAUCCGCAGAAGGUGCGCGCCAGGGAUGACAAGGAUGGCAAGGUGAGGCAGAAGGGCAACGCGAUCUCCAAGUCGCAGAGCUUGCCUACAAUCUCGCCGGGCCAUCGGGCCAACGCGCAGAGGGAAGUUGCCCAGGCCCGACUACAAGGCUUGCACCCACGUGCCCUCGACAUGAGAUGA
This is a messenger RNA of Symbiodinium natans, 8076 nucleotides long. The record is from the annotation of a GenBank genome assembly. NCBI's taxonomy places the organism in Eukaryota, Dinophyceae, Suessiales, Symbiodiniaceae.